UUUGCUUCUUCAAUUCUCAAGAGAGAGAAAGAAAGAAUACAUAAACUUUUUUUCUUUGCGAGAGUUAAUGAUUCUCACGUCCCACAAAGAAAGAAAGUCUAUUCCUUCAAUACAACUCCACAAAUCUCUUUCUGUGAAGACUUCUUUCAACAACAAAUCUUCUUUUGUUAAAGAAAAGACUUGGAAAAUCAAGAAAAAUACUUCCUUUUCUUGUUUUUUAUUAAUAUUUCAAGGAAGAAAAGAUUGGACCUUUUCUUUGCCAGCCAUGACUGAAGUCCUUCACUCCCCUUCACAUUUCCCUUCUUCUCCUCCUCCAACUUCCUCCUCCUCCUCUUCUGUGACUUGUAUACCCCCACAAUCUCCUUUAACACAAGAUGGCAUUGAUGAAGAUGAUGUGGAGUUGGUGAAGCAAAGAGAAAAGAAUCAGAGGGAUCAGCUUUCUUUACUGGCUCUUCUUGUGGCACUUUUCAGGAAGUCUCUAGUGGCUUGCAAGAGUGAUAGAAGGGAACUUUGUGCUAGUAUGGAGAUUGGUUGGCCAACCAAUGUGCGCCAUGUGGCUCAUGUUACCUUUGAUAGGUUUAAUGGGUUCUUGGGUUUGCCUGUUGAGUUCGAACCUGAAGUCCCCAGGAGGCCUCCCAGUGCUAGCGCAACUGUUUUUGGAGUUUCCACAGAAUCUAUGCAGUUGUCAUAUGACUCAAGAGGGAACAGCGUGCCAACAAUUCUCUUGCUAAUGCAAAGACGAUUGUAUGCUCAUGGAGGCUUGCAGGCUGAAGGGAUUUUCAGAAUUGCCGCAGAAAACAGUCAGGAGGAGUUUGUUAGGGAGCAACUGAAUGGUGGGGUGGUACCAGAAGGGGUUGAUGUACAUUGUCUGGCAGGACUUAUCAAGGCUUGGUUUAGAGAGCUUCCAACAGGGGUUCUGGAUUCAUUAUCGCCUGAACAAGUAAUAGAAUGUCGAACUGAAGAGGAUUGUGCUAAUCUUGCAAGAAAUCUACCUCCAACAGAAGCUGCUCUAUUAGAUUGGGCGAUCAAUCUGAUGGCUGAUGUUGUCCAGCAAGAACACCUGAACAAGAUGAAUGCACACAACGUAGCCACAGUUUUUGCACCGAACAUGACUCAACUGGCAGAUCCUCUGACUGCCUUAAUGUAUGCUGUCCAAGUGAUGAAUUUCCUCAAGACCCUUAUCCUAAGGACACUGCGAGAGAGAGAAGAUUCUGUGGUGGAGUCGUCACCUUCUUCACGUCUUGAGCCAUUUGAUGAGAACGGUCAUGACAGCCCUUCGAUGUCCUGUGCCAAAGGUAGAGAAAAUGAAAAUGAAACAAUUGAGCAAGCCUUCAUGGCUGAAGAACCUGUUGUAGAAAGUUCCUACAACUCCAGUCAAAACAAUUUCAUAGCUGUUGAAGAAGACCUCAGUUAUGCAACCUCUGUUGAAAAGCUAAUUGCCAAUGGAGAUCAUUGCUGUGGGACUGCUACCGAGGUUGACUUAGUCAAUGACACAUACAGUCGUAGAGUUAAGGCCGGUGUUCAAGCAGGUACCAGAAAGAAAAGUGCUGGCCAAUCAAGUAGUUCCAGUCUCAGAAAGAGCCCUGGAAAAUUUAGCAGGCAGUCAUCUGUACUUCAUUUAACACCGCCUUCUAACAAGACUCGAGGAAUUAGUAGCUUUAUAGAGUCAAGGUCGGAGCGUAUUGAAGCUUGGCGAUGAAGGUUGUCCAUAAGUAGUUUUGUCCCAACUGAUUCUUCAAAAAAGGAGGAUAUGUAUCUUUGAUUUGGAAACAAUAAGUACGUUUGUUAUUGUUCACAUAAGGUUUCUGUGUGCCUGGUGGUUUCCCAAUUUGAUGGAUGAAAUUGGUGUGGAACUAACAUCUUCUACUUAAAAUUGCAGCCGCAUUUCUUUAACACUUGAGUAACAUUGAUGUUAGCUUUGCUAGUCU
This is a messenger RNA of Populus euphratica (Euphrates poplar), 1928 nucleotides long. Its product is annotated as rho GTPase-activating protein 5-like. Gene Ontology annotation, molecular function: GTPase activator activity. Gene Ontology annotation, biological process: signal transduction. Lineage: Eukaryota; Viridiplantae; Streptophyta; Magnoliopsida; Malpighiales; Salicaceae. The record is from RefSeq and is a predicted model, not a curated record. The coding region runs from base 68 to 1699 and encodes 543 amino acids. The transcript is spliced from 5 exons.